Messenger RNA from Trichobilharzia szidati, 933 nucleotides. The record is from the annotation of a GenBank genome assembly. Lineage: Eukaryota; Metazoa; Platyhelminthes; Trematoda; Strigeidida; Schistosomatidae.
CAAUGUUCAGUGAUGAUUGCUGCGGUCAAUAAUUUUGGGGAAUUAUUUACCACUGCAAUCCACUAGAUGAAUGAAACUUCUCAGUCAUAUGUGAUUAGUAAACUCUUGAAAGAGGUCAUUUAGAAGAAAAUAAAAUUUAAUGGAGGAAAUCGUUGCAGGAGAAAACAUAAAAAGCUUGAAUUCUUGUUCACAUAAAUGGGGAUACUGGAGUUUCAAAAAUGAAUAUUGAACACGAAAAAAUUUGAGGGUAUCUAAAAUGUUUCAUUUAGCUGCUAGGUCGCUCCCAUUUUUCGCCAAUUCUAUUAGUUAUAGAGCAACUUCUGCUCUGUCUACGAAAGUCAAAUCGCUGUACAGUGUUUUCGAACUACCCAAAGAUGCUACUCAUCAAGAAAUCAAGGAGGCUUUCUACCGACUGUCAAAAUUAUAUCAUCCUGAUGUGACCGAUGACCCAAAUGCUAGGGGAAAGUUUCACGAGUUAAUGAGAGCAUAUGAGGUUUUGGGUAAUCCGAUUAAAAGAAAUGAAUAUGAUCGCGGCCUAAUUCACCCAAGAAGUGACAGAAUAGAUACUGAUUUUGAACCAUACUCUAUUGAUUCGAUUAGAGACAGUAGCAAAGAUAAUUUCAAAUCAUUCUACGUCAAGCAGCAUAAUCGAAUCUUGAAUGAAUCCUGGGAAAGACAGGCUGAUAGAGAAUUAAUAAUGACCGCAAAGGAAUUGAAAGAGGAUCAUAAGUUGGUAGUCACAGUGCUACUUGGGACAAUCGUCUAUGGUAUUUUCUUCAGUUAUCUGUAUUCCAUAUUCACAGAGGAGCCCAUUGAAUUUGUUAAAGAAAAGUAGUUGGAGCAAAACUGCAUAUUAUAUAGAGCAUGUAGUUUUAUACAUCAAAUCUCAUCUGAGUUGUACAAGCUAAAUAAAUUCUUUCGGAUAACUUGUAA